CCGCCAAAGCCGAUAAUCCUUGCGGAAUUCCAAGAUCCUCCGGUCCCCUUUAACAUCGUUCGCUCCUUUCUCUAAUUCCGCAUACUUGCGAAAGGCAUACACAUAGCGGAAGCCCUAGAUUUCGAAGACUCUUGUCCGGCUACUGUUUAUUUAUACCCAUUGACUCCUUCAUAUUGUCCGAAGCCUAUCUCACAGGACACGUUCACAUCAUGGUCGUCUACGCGUUCUAUAUAUUCGACCGGCACACCGAAUGCAUCUACAGCAAGAAAUGGCCCCCUCCUGUGGCCGCUUCGACUGCGAAGCCACGACCACAAUCCACCUCCAGCGCAGCCACCAACGGCGAAUCCGCACAACCACUCACCCGCCGAACGAACCAGAAAUCCGAUGACGAGAAGCUUGUGUUCGGCGUCGUGUUCUCGUUGCGGAACAUGUGUCGGAACCUCGGGGGAGAAGACAAUUUCUUCAUGAACUUCCGCACCAACGAAUAUAAACUCCACUACUUCGAGACGCUGACACGGCUGAAGUUUGUCAUGCUGACGGAUACGCGCACCGGGAAUCUACGGGCUGCGCUUCAUCAGAUCUGGCUGAAUCUGUAUAUCGAGUAUGUGGUGAAGAAUCCGCUGUCGCCAGCAGAGCAUCCCGGGGGAAUGGGUGUUGCAAACGAGUUGUUUGAGCGAGGGUUGGAGUCGUUUGUGAGAGAGGUUCUUUCAGCACCUUCAUGAGCUCCGUUAGCAGCUUCCCUGGUCCAAUCGCCCAAUUUGCGUAUUGCCUCGAGACAUCCUUGCACUAGGAUAGCUCUAGUCCGCUUCAAGGAUAUAUAUCCAGAUGGGAAGGGAGAAGCUACCUGUAUUACAGGAC
Eremomyces bilateralis CBS 781.70 is the source of this 858-nucleotide messenger RNA. Its product is annotated as transport protein particle complex subunit. Gene Ontology annotation, cellular component: TRAPP complex. Lineage: Eukaryota; Fungi; Ascomycota; Dothideomycetes; Eremomycetales; Eremomycetaceae. The transcript has 4 exons. The coding region runs from base 210 to 722 and encodes 170 amino acids. Gene Ontology annotation, biological process: endoplasmic reticulum to Golgi vesicle-mediated transport. The record is from RefSeq and is a predicted model, not a curated record.